Molecule: messenger RNA, 723 nt
Organism: Rotaria socialis
Lineage: Eukaryota; Metazoa; Rotifera; Eurotatoria; Philodinida; Philodinidae
Source: the annotation of a GenBank genome assembly
AUGGUGCAAAAUUAUAUUUUUCGACAACUUUUUGAACCUGUAUCAUCAACCUAUACAUAUUUAUUGGCUGAUUCAACGACAAAAGAAGCUUUAAUUAUCGAUCCUGUUAUUGAUACUGUUGAACGAGACGCAAAACUUAUUCAACAAUUUGGACUCAAUUUACGAUAUGCAGUCAAUACACAUGUUCAUGCUGAUCAUAUAACAGGAAGUGGGAAACUGAAAGCAUUAUUUCCAGGAUGUCAAAGUGUUCUUUCGAAUCUAAGUGGUGCUAAAGCAGAUAUCUAUCUAAAAGAUGGCGAAUUCAUCAAAAUUGGUGAAUCAGGUAAAACACCAUUGGCACUUGAAUGCCGAACAACACCUGGGCACACAAAUGGUUGUAUGAGUUUUGUUUGGCAUGAUUAUGGAGCAGUGUUUACAGGUGAUGCUCUUCUCAUUCGUGGUUGUGGUCGAACUGACUUUCAACAAGGAAGCUCUGAUGAACUUUAUACAUCGAUACAUACGAAAAUAUUUACAUUGCCCGAUCACUAUCUUGUUUAUCCAGCACAUGAUUACACAGGACAAACAUGUUCAAGUGUUUCAGAAGAGAAAACUCUCAAUCCACGAGCUACUAAAUCAAGAGAAGAAUUCAUUGAAAUAAUGUCUAAUCUUAAACUUAGUUAUCCGAAACAAAUAGAUAAAGCACUUCCCGCAAAUAUCGUUUGUGGACUACAAGGAGACGUUUAA